Molecule: messenger RNA, 646 nt
Organism: Aspergillus alliaceus
Lineage: Eukaryota; Fungi; Ascomycota; Eurotiomycetes; Eurotiales; Aspergillaceae
Gene: htz1
Product: histone H2AZ
Exons: 3
Coding region: 186-602 (138 amino acids)
Cellular component (GO): nucleosome
Molecular function (GO): protein heterodimerization activity; DNA binding; structural constituent of chromatin
Source: RefSeq, a predicted model, not a curated record
GCGCUCAACGCCGUCUUUAGCGACCAGGAUGGCUUUGACAUUUCUGACUCCUUCAUCCAUCAACAACGCGCGUGCCGCUGGCGUAUCGAAUCGCUUCAACGACCACCAUCGUACUCUAUCACUUCAAACACUUGUUUGACGCGACAUUUCUAUCUCUGCGACCCUAAAUCUCGACGCUUUUCAAAAUGCCUGGUGGAAAGGGAAAGUCUAUCGGCGGAAAGGCUGGCUCCAAGGACUCUGCGGGGAAGGCUCAGAAGUCCCACAGCGCAAAGGCUGGUCUGCAGUUCCCUUGUGGUCGUGUUAAGCGUUUCUUGAAGAACAACACGCAGAACAAGAUGCGCGUUGGUGCUAAAGCCGCCGUCUAUGUUACCGCCGUCCUGGAGUACUUGACUGCUGAAGUUCUCGAGCUUGCCGGAAAUGCCGCUAAGGACCUCAAAGUCAAGCGUAUCACCCCCCGUCACUUGCAGCUUGCCAUCCGUGGAGACGAAGAGUUGGACACUCUCAUCCGUGCCACCAUCGCUUUCGGCGGUGUCUUGCCACGCAUCAACCGUGCGCUGUUGCUGAAGGUGGAGCAAAAGAAGAAGAACAAGACUGAGGCUUAAUUUACGGCGGAUACCCCACGAAUAUGGCGUUUGAAAUGAUGACG